This is a messenger RNA of Mercurialis annua (annual mercury), 656 nucleotides long. RefSeq lists its product as uncharacterized. The transcript is spliced from 2 exons. The record is from RefSeq and is a predicted model, not a curated record. NCBI's taxonomy places the organism in Eukaryota, Viridiplantae, Streptophyta, Magnoliopsida, Malpighiales, Euphorbiaceae. The coding region runs from base 78 to 470 and encodes 130 amino acids.
AUAUAAAUGCUUUUCCCUUCCACUACUAUCUAUAUUUUAAUUUCCUCAUCAUUUGCAGCCUCCUCGAUCCAUCAACAAUGGCAACCAGGCAAUAUUUAAGGAGAGCAUUCAUGGCGAACCAGCAGCGAAACUCAUCAUUUGGAACUGUGACGGCUACAAAGGGCGAAGGAGUGGUGUCGGGCCGUCCGAUUCACAACAAGUACGCAAUGACAGGAGAGUUUGCGCCAGUGUAUGUGGUGAUGGGAUUUGUGAGCGUGGCAGUUGCCAUAGGGCUGCACACAGCGAAGCAGCAGCUGGUGCAUGCCCCGGGCGUUAGCAUAAGCAAGAAAAGGAGAGAAUCUCUGCCGGAGCUGGAUAUUCCUGACGUCGUCACAUCCGAUGGUGACAAAUUCAUCAACAAAUCAUUCCUCAGGAAGGUUGGUCGCAUCCAGAAGGAUCAUCAUCAACACAUUUCCUCCUCUUCCACCUGAUCUUCACAUCAUCUUUUUCAACAAUCUUUUCAUGCUAAAUAUCUUUCAUUAACUCUUCUAUAUGCUUACUAAUAUGUCAUGUCAAUUUGUAAAUACUAAUCCCUUGUUUUAUUAUCUAUUCAUUGAUUAAUUAUGUCUGUAAUUAUACGACUGCGAUCAAUAAAGAUUAUUUUAUGUUUGAUGAUU